This is a messenger RNA of Eucalyptus grandis, 2940 nucleotides long. Its product is annotated as G-type lectin S-receptor-like serine/threonine-protein kinase At4g27290. Lineage: Eukaryota; Viridiplantae; Streptophyta; Magnoliopsida; Myrtales; Myrtaceae. The coding region runs from base 274 to 2700 and encodes 808 amino acids. Gene Ontology annotation, molecular function: ATP binding; protein serine/threonine kinase activity. Gene Ontology annotation, biological process: recognition of pollen; protein phosphorylation. The record is from RefSeq and is a predicted model, not a curated record. The transcript has 7 exons.
CAUUGAAUCCAAAUAAUCGGUUGCAACUAUUAUUUGUUAACAGAGAAAAAGGUAGCUGAUAUUUAUACAAUUUAUAUGAAAAAAAUUCGAGUCUUUUAGAUUUGGUACGUAAUGACUACGGGAAGGUUGGAGGCCAUUUGCGUGACAGGUCUUCUUGCUUGAACUCAAUCCAAUCAGGAUCUCCUAGGACUUGCUCUACACCAAAAAAAGGUAUCUGUCUCCUAUUUUUAUCUACUUAUUUACUUCAUCUCUAGAUCAAACAGGAGGGUUGCAAUGGCAGAUCCUCCUAUCUUCAGCUUCUUCUGCACUUCCAUCAUCGUUCUGUCAUUGCUGCACCUAUCAAGUGCCGCAGACACCCUGACUUCAGUUCAAUCUAUUAGAGAGGGAGAGACAUUAGCUUCCCCAGGCCGAAAGUUUGAGCUUGGUUUCUUCCCUGCCGGAAGCUCAAAAAACAGUUUCCUGGGGAUAUGGUUGGUGGCGAGUCCAGAAACGAUUGUUUGGGUUGCUAACAGAAACAGUCCACUCAUCGAUUCAAAUGGUACUCUGGAAAUAAGCAAUGAAGGUGAACUUGCUCUUCUGAACCGAUCAAAGAGCAUCAUUUGGUCAACGAAUUCAACCAAGGUUCUCCGAAACCCAGUAGCACAGCUCCUUGAUUCUGGUAACCUUGUUCUUAGGGAACGCGACAGUUCAGAUUCUGACUACUCAUGGCAAAGUUUUGAUUACCCAUCAGACACAAUUUUGGUCGGUAUGAUAUGGGGAUGGAACUUUAGGACCGGUUUAGAACAUUAUCUGACUUCCUGGAGAAGCUUAGACGAUCCUUCCCCUGGAGACUAUGUAGGUAAAUACAAAAUCGAUGGUUUACCUCGGCUUGAAAUAGUCCUCAAUGGUUCCAUCAAAGUUUAUCGAUCUGCACCAUGGGAUGGAGUUAACCUCAACGAUAUGUUGAAGGUGUCGACUCCUGUAGCUAGAUCAAUCUUUGUUCACAACGGAACAGGUGCUUAUCUUGCAGUUGAAACUCAAAUGGACAAUAUCACUAUCAAAAUGACAUUAGGCCCCGAUGGUGUUGGACAGGCGCUUUUUCUGAAGAGUGGAAGCACGAAGUGGGAAGUGGUAUUAUCGCUCCCUUACGACACUUGUGACAAAUAUGGAUAUUGUGGCGCUAAUGGCAUGUGCCGAGUUAACCAAAGCCCAAGAUGCCUCUGUUUGCAGGGUUUUAUGCCCAAGUCGCAAGCGGAGUGGGACAUGUUCAAUACAACAGGAGGGUGCACGAGGAAAGUCCCAUUGAAUUGUUCUCGUGGAGAAGGUUUUAUGAAACUUUCGCAGGUUAAAUUACCUGACCUGACAGAUUUCCAGCUAUUCAAGAAUAUGAGCCUUAAGGAGUGUGAGGUUGAGUGUCUAAAGAAUUGUUCCUGCAUGGCUUAUGCUAAUUCAUAUGUUAGAGGACCAGGCUGCUUGCUGUGGUUUGGCAAUCUCAUUGAUAUUAAGGAAAUUGACAUUGUUGGUUAUGACCGAUAUCUUUUCCUACGGCUACCUGCUUCUGAAUUAGAUUCAUUCCGCAAUUCAUCCAAGAAAUUGGUGACUGUCACUGUGGUUUCAGCCAUUUCGGGAUUGCUUAUUGUGGGCACGGCAUUGAGCAUAAUCUGGAAAAGAGGAAUGAAAAGCCGAGGCUUGCCAAGUGGGAUGGACAACAUUGACUUGCCAUUAUACGAUUUUGCUACUGUUUCUGUUGCUACCAACCAUUUUUGUCAAACAAACAAGCUAGGAGAAGGCGGCUUUGGUUCGGUCUACAAGGGAACUCUUUCCACGGGACAAGAAGUAGCAGUAAAAAGGCUAUCAAAAUAUUCGAGACAAGGUCCUGAUGAGUUUAUGAACGAAGUCCUUCUAAUCGCUAGACUUCAGCACCGGAAUCUCGUUGAACUCGUUGGCUGCUGCAUUGAGCGAGAAGAAAGAAUGUUAAUUUAUGAGUACAUGCCAAACAAAAGCUUGGAUUACUUCCUCUUUGAUCAUGACCAAACCUCCUCUUUGGCAUGGAAGAGGCGAUUUGACAUUAUUUUAGGAAUUGCCCGAGGACUUCUCUAUAUCCACCAAGAUUCAAAACUACAAGUGAUCCACAGAGACCUGAAAACAAGUAAUAUUUUGUUAGAUGUUGACAUGAAUCCAAAGAUUUCAGAUUUCGGCCUGGCAAGGAUCUUUCAAGGAGAUGACGCAGAGGCAGAGACGAGAAGAAUAGUUGGUACAUAUGGUUACAUGUCCCCGGAGUAUGCCUUCGAUGGAAAAUUCUCUGUAAAAUCAGACAUUUUUAGCUUUGGCGUGCUUUUGUUAGAGAUAGUAAGUAGCAAAAGGAACAGAGGAUUCCACCAUCCUGAUCAUCAUCACAACCUUCUUGGGCACGCGUGGCUGUUAUGGAGUGAAAGGAGGGCCACGGAACUUAUUGAUGAAUCUGUAUGCGCCUUUUUUGUUGAGUCUCAAGCGGAGAGAUGCAUUCAGGUGGGCUUGUUAUGCGUCCAAAAGUUUCCUGAAGAUAGGCCAACAAUGUCUAGUGUUGUCUUCAUGUUGGCAAACGAAGGAGCAACCUUGCCACUGCCGAAAGAGCCUGGUUUCUUCACCGAAAGAAGUUCAGGCAGUUCAGAUGCAUAUAUAGCUAAGGAUGAAUCCAACACGGUCAAUCUUGUUACGGUCACAUUGCCUGAAGGCCGAUAGAAAUGCCAUGGUGGAUGUCUCUACAGAAUGUGGACCGGUUUUCUCAAGUACAAACGACAGAAGAAGGAUACAAUGUUGUAUAAUUGAAUAACGAAUUUUUGCCAUGGCGUUUUCCUAGACUCUUGGAGAAGAGGGAAUGAUGGCUUAGAGCCACAAAUGAAAGAGAGCAGCAAUACGUUAAUAAAAUAUCUAGUGAUCAUUUGUUCUAGGCCAGUGCCAAUCAAGAGGAAAUGGAGGAAU